Molecule: messenger RNA, 8217 nt
Organism: Manis pentadactyla (Chinese pangolin)
Lineage: Eukaryota; Metazoa; Chordata; Mammalia; Pholidota; Manidae
Gene: CLASP1
Product: cytoplasmic linker associated protein 1
Exons: 43
Coding region: 580-5283 (1567 amino acids)
Biological process (GO): mitotic spindle assembly
Cellular component (GO): spindle microtubule; mitotic spindle; cytoplasmic microtubule
Molecular function (GO): microtubule binding; kinetochore binding
Source: RefSeq, a predicted model, not a curated record
UCCCUGCACCAAGCGCUUAACCUCAUUGGGGUGGAGGAGAAGGCGGCGGCUGUCUGUCCCGCAGCUGCAGCAGUAGCGAAUAAUGUGGCUGAUAAAUUCAAAGAAGUGAGAUUAUUGGGUGACUUUUGAUAUAAUUGCCUGCCUGCUGACCAGAAGGUUGUACCAGUUAAUAAUUUUCCCAGCAAUCUAAGGAUGUACCAGUUUCACAAAACUUUUGCCAACUUCUGAUGGGAUACAUGGAUGUUUGUGUGUGUUACAGCUUUGCUGCUUGACAUAUGAGAGAUACUUAGUAAAUAAUGGAUUGUUAAGUUAUGAAGUAUUUUGGACCAAUAGUAGAACAUCAUUCUGCCACUCACUGCUUUAUCUCCUACUAGUUAUUUAAAUUGGACUUUUAAUAUCCUACCAGCUGCUCUUCAGACACACAUGGUGCAUUGUUGCCAUUCCCUGGAUUGCAUCUUUGAAGCACAGGCUUUCAGUAACCUUCAGCAAACAAAGAGGCAACCUCCUGGGCACGUUAACUGGGAGGGUGUCACCCUGACUGCCCUCUAGCUUUUGCUGGAUCUGGAUUUGAAUUCUACCAUGGAGCCUCGCAUGGAGUCCUGCCUGGCACAGGUGUUGCAGAAGGAUGUGGGGAAACGACUGCAGGUUGGCCAAGAACUUAUAGACUAUUUCUCAGACAAACAGAAGUCUGCUGACCUUGAACAUGACCAGACCAUGCUAGAUAAACUUGUGGAUGGACUUGCUACGUCUUGGGUGAACUCUAGCAAUUACAAGGUGGUCCUCCUGGGCAUGGACAUCCUGUCCGCGCUGGUCACCCGGCUGCAGGACCGGUUCAAGGCGCAGAUCGGCACAGUGCUGCCAAGUUUAAUAGACAGACUGGGAGAUGCUAAAGACUCUGUGAGAGAGCAAGACCAAACUCUGCUGCUAAAGAUCAUGGAUCAAGCUGCUAACCCCCAGUAUGUAUGGGACCGAAUGCUGGGAGGCUUCAAGCAUAAGAACUUCCGGACCCGGGAAGGCACGUGUCUCUGCCUUGUUGCCACACUCAAUGCCUCUGGAGCACAUACUUUAACAUUAAGCAAGAUUGUACCACAUAUAUGUAACUUACUUGGAGAUCCAAAUAGCCAGGUUCGAGAUGCAGCAAUAAACAGCUUAGUGGAAAUUUACAGACACGUAGGAGAACGUGUGAGGGCAGAUCUCAGUAAAAAAGGAUUGCCUCAGUCCCGAUUGAAUGUAAUUUUUACAAAAUUUGAUGAAGUCCAAAAAUCUGGAAACAUGAUACAAACUGCAAAUGAUAAAAAUUUUGAUGAUGAAGAGUCUGUGGAUGGUAAUAGGCCUUCCUCUGCCAGUUCUACAUCAUCCAAAGCCCCACCAAGCUCACGGAGGAACGUUGGAAUGGGGACCACCCGCCGGCUUGGAUCAUCUUCUCUUGGAUCCAAGUCUUCAGCUGCAAAAGAAGGAGCUGGUGCUGUUGAUGAAGAGGACUUUAUUAAAGCAUUUGAUGAUGUACCUGUAGUGCAGAUUUAUUCUAGCCGAGACCUUGAAGAAUCCAUAAACAAGAUUAGGGAAAUAUUAUCUGAUGACAAGCAUGAUUGGGAGCAAAGAGUAAAUGCUCUAAAAAAGAUUAGAUCUUUACUUUUGGCUGGCGCGGCCGAAUAUGAUAACUUCUUUCAGCAUUUGCGUCUUCUGGAUGGAGCUUUUAAACUAUCUGCUAAGGAUCUGCGGUCUCAGGUAGUGCGGGAGGCUUGUAUCACGCUGGGGCAUCUAUCAUCAGUUCUGGGAAAUAAGUUUGACCAUGGAGCUGAAGCCAUUAUGCCAACUAUCUUUAAUUUAAUUCCAAACAGUGCCAAAAUUAUGGCCACUUCUGGUGUUGUAGCUGUUAGGUUGAUCAUUCGGCACACUCACAUCCCUAGGCUCAUACCUGUCAUAACAAGCAACUGUACCUCUAAGUCUGUCGCAGUUAGAAGGCGCUGUUUUGAGUUUUUAGAUUUACUUUUACAAGAAUGGCAGACACAUUCACUGGAACGACACAUAUCAGUAUUAGCUGAAACAAUAAAGAAAGGAAUACAUGACGCUGAUUCUGAAGCAAGGAUAGAAGCCAGAAAGUGUUACUGGGGUUUCCACAGUCACUUCAGCAGGGAAGCAGAGCACUUAUACCACACCUUGGAGUCCUCCUACCAGAAAGCCCUGCAGUCCCAUUUGAAGAACUCAGACAGCAUCGUGUCUCUGCCCCAAUCUGAUCGUUCAUCUUCUAGCUCUCAAGAGAGUCUCAACCGGCCACUCUCUGCCAAAAGAAGUCCUACUGGAAGUACCACCUCUAGAGCCUCCACAGUUAGUACCAAAUCAGCGUCAACGACUGGUUCCCUCCAGCGGUCUCGAAGUGACAUUGACGUGAAUGCAGCGGCCAGUGCCAAGUCCAAAGUCUCCUCAGCUUCAGGCACCACACCCUUCAGCUCUGCAGCAGCCUUGCCUCCUGGGUCAUACGCAUCCUUAGGUCGGAUCCGCACGAAGCGGCAGAGCUCUGGGAGUGCCACCAACGUUGCCUCUGUACCUGAUACUCGAGGCCGCAGUCGCGCUAAAGUGGUUUCACAGUCCCAGCGAUCCAGAUCUGCUAAUCCCGCUGGUGCUGGCAGCCGGUCAAGUUCCCCAGGGAAAUUGUUGGGAAGUGGUUACAGUGGCCUGACUGGGGGUUCUUCAAGAGGCCCACCUGUGACACCCUCUUCCGAAAAGCGAAGCAAGAUUCCCAGGAGUCAGGGAUGUAGCCGAGAAACAAGUCCAAACCGUAUAGGAUUAGCACGGAACAGCCGUAUCCCUCGACCCAGCAUGAGUCAGGGGUGCAGCCGCAACACCAGCCGUGAGAGCAGCCGUGAUACAAGCCCUGCUCGGGGCUUCCCUCCACUUGCGUCUCGACGUCAUUCCAGGUCCACUAGUGCUCUCUCCACUGCUAAAUCUGUUGGGCAGUCAGAUCGGUUUGGGCUUGGCCCAGCAGGAAGAGUUCCCGGUGCUGGGAGUGCCAUGCGGGCUCUGAGCACAAGCGCUGACCUCGAAGCUGCUGUUGCCGAUGCUUUGCUGUUAGGAGACUCCAGGAGCAAGAAGAAGCCUGUGAGGAGGAGAUAUGAGCCAUAUGGGAUGUAUUCUGAUGAUGAUGCCAACAGUGAUGCCUCAAGUGUUUGCUCUGAGCGCUCAUAUGGUUCCAGGAAUGGUGGCAUUCCCCAUUACCUGCGGCAGACCGAGGAUGUAGCUGAAGUUCUCAACCACUGUGCUAGUUCAAACUGGUCAGAAAGGAAAGAAGGGCUUCUGGGCCUGCAGAACUUACUGAAGAGCCAAAGAACACUGAGUCGAGUAGAAUUGAAAAGAUUGUGUGAGAUCUUCACCCGCAUGUUUGCUGACCCUCAUAGCAAGGUUUUCAGUAUGUUUUUGGAGACUCUUGUGGAUUUUAUAAUAAUUCAUAAGGAUGACUUGCAAGACUGGCUUUUUGUCCUUCUCACACAAUUACUUAAGAAAAUGGGAGCAGAUUUACUUGGAUCUGUGCAAGCAAAAGUUCAGAAGGCUCUAGAUGUCACAAGGGAUUCCUUUCCAUUUGAUCAACAAUUUAACAUUUUGAUGAGAUUUAUUGUGGAUCAAACUCAAACUCCUAACCUCAAGGUCAAAGUUGCAAUCCUGAAGUACAUUGAAUCUCUCGCUAGGCAGAUGGAUCCGACAGAUUUUGUGAACUCCAGUGAGACAAGGCUUGCAGUUUCUAGAAUUAUAACCUGGACAACAGAACCAAAGAGUUCAGAUGUGAGAAAGGCAGCACAGAUUGUGCUAAUCUCUCUGUUUGAAUUGAACACUCCUGAAUUUACCAUGUUACUUGGUGCCUUGCCAAAAACAUUCCAGGAUGGUGCCACCAAACUCCUGCAUAGCCACCUCAAGAAUUCCAGUAACACCAGUGUGGGCUCUCCAAGCAAUACAAUUGGCCGGACUCCAUCCCGACACACCAGCAGCAGGACCAGCCCCCUGACCUCACCCACCAACUGUUCCCAUGGGGGCCUGUCUCCAAGUCGGUUGUGGGGCUGGAGUGCUGAUGGGUUAUCGAAGCACCCCCCUCCCUUUUCUCAGCCUAACUCCAUCCCCAUCGCUCCCUCCCACAAGACUCUCAGGCGCUCUUCCUCUCCCAGCAUGCUGGACUAUGAUACAGAAAACCUGAAUUCUGAAGAAAUCUAUAGUUCUUUGCGUGGAGUUACAGAAGCCAUUGAAAAAUUUAGCUUUCGAAGCCAAGAGGAUCUGAAUGAACCAAUUAAACGAGAUGGCAAAAAGGACUGUGAUAUUGUGUCCCGUGAUGGUGGAGUUCCCUCCCCUGCCACUGAGGGCCGAGGUGGCAGCGAUGUGGUGGAAGGAGGCAGAAUGGCUCUGGACAACAAGACCUCCCUCCUCAACACGCAGCCUCUGCGUGCCUUCCCAGGGCCACGGGUACGAGACUACAACCCAUAUCCCUACUCAGACACCAUCAACACCUAUGACAAGACUGCCCUGAAGGAGGCUGUGUUUGACGAUGACAUGGAGCAGCUUCGAGAUGUGCCCAUUGACCAUUCUGACUUGGUGGCCGACCUUCUGAAAGAGCUGUCCAACCACAACGAGCGGGUAGAGGAACGGAAAGGCGCUCUGCUGGAGCUGCUCAAGAUCACACGGGAAGACAGCCUAGGCGUCUGGGAGGAGCACUUUAAGACCAUUCUGCUCUUGCUGUUGGAGACACUUGGAGACAAAGACCAUUCCAUCCGAGCACUGGCACUGAGAGUUUUACGAGAAAUUCUGAGAAACCAGCCAGCAAGAUUUAAAAACUAUGCUGAACUGACGAUAAUGAAGACUCUGGAAGCCCACAAAGACUCCCAUAAGGAGGUGGUGAGGGCUGCUGAGGAGGCCGCAUCCACACUGGCCAGUUCCAUCCACCCGGAGCAGUGCAUCAAAGUGCUCUGCCCCAUCAUCCAGACAGCCGACUACCCCAUCAAUCUCGCCGCCAUCAAGAUGCAGACCAAAGUCGUUGAGAGGAUCGCCAGGGAGUCCCUGCUGCAGCUCCUUGCCGACAUCAUCCCAGGCUUGCUGCAGGGUUAUGACAACACUGAAAGUAGUGUGCGUAAGGCCAGCGUGUUUUGUUUAGUGGCAAUCUAUUCUGUAAUUGGAGAAGAGCUGAAACCUCACCUCGCCCAGCUCACAGGAAGCAAGAUGAAGUUACUAAACCUAUAUAUAAAGAGGGCCCAAACCACGAACAGCAACAGCAGCUCGUCCUCCGACGUCUCCACACACAGCUAAUGGCACCGCCAGGGUGUCUUUGUGUAGCCCUGGAAGCAGAUGGUGGUGCCUCUCAGAGACCUCUUCCUUCCCCUCCCCUUCAUCAGCUGCCCAGUCAGUACAAGGAGGCCCACAAAUAUUUAUUACAAUCAGUAUUUUGGUCCCUUCCAGCUUUUGUGUAGAAUCUUACUGUUAUUGAAUGUAAAGGAAGCAAGGCCUGUAUUGUAGUCUUCACAUGAAACAAAAUGAAUAAGAACAGAGCCAUACUUAGCACAUCUCACACAGCCUGCUGCUGCCAUUAGCCAUGUGUGUGAGGUGCAGUUCAGGAAAACCAGAGCUCUCUCGCCGGUACUCACUAGCAAGUAGCAUUUUCUCUUCAGUUAGUGACUGAUUUGAAGAGGGUGUGUUAAUUUGUGUCUGUUUUUCAUCUUAGCUUACUUUCUUAAGGAUCUGGCCUGUGGGGCAGACUCCAAUUCCUUCCCAACUGAUACCAUGAAAGGGUUGUACAUCUCUAAGUUGUAUUUUGAGCCCACUAAGAAUGUGAAUCCGAUCUUGGCAGGAAAUGGAGAAAAGCCUGAAGACAGUCUCUUAACAAACACGUGGAGUUUUGCUUUAAUAUUUAGACUGAGGACUAACUGCUCUCACUUUUAGUUUAGAAGGGCACCCUCCAUGUCUCCUUCCAGGACAGGCUCCCAGCCCCUCUGAACAACUCCACUGAUGUUGUCCCCACCCCAGAGCUGCCACUUAAAAGAAUUCUUGAAGUUUAAUAAAUACAAACACAAAAGUCAAAAUAGAUUGAUAGCAUCACUUAGUAGAUGCCUAAAAUGGCAUUUCAUGAAGCAUAGAAGAUACAGAGCAGUCUAACUACUCAGAUCUCGGGGAGACACUGCUUUAGCAAGGCCCCUUCCGCCCCAGCACAUGGUGAUCAGACGGGGCACCAACUUUUCCCCUCCUCCCCCCUUUGCCUAAGCUGCUCAGCUCUCAGUGUUCUCAUCAGUCUGGUAAAUGGCAACCCUACCAUCCCAGUUUCGGCUUUUAAGAUCAAAGAAAAGUCUAGAGAGAGCCAGUAUCAGGAUCAUUUUUUAUUAAUUUUGUAGACUGAAGUACUUCCUUGAUCACCUGUUGAAAUAGUCCUUGUUUGAGGAAAAAGUUAUGGUGAGUGGCAAAUCGCAGAAAAAGAGGAUUCGAAACAUAGUUUUAGAGUUUGUUUCCUUUUUUUCAAUGAGAAAUUACCUGAGAAACUACCCCUUUAAAAAAUGUAUUAAGGGCUUGAUUACUCCAAUAAAAGUAAGUAGAUUUGGAGUCUGGUUAACUUAGUUUUGAGUAAAAUUCUUAAAGCCAAAUGGAAAAUACAGUAAGAAACUGCUUACUGUGCUGUUUUAGAUUCUUUAAAUUGAGCUGAUUUUUCCGCAAGGAAAUGCCUAUUCUGAUGUUAAUUUUUAAUGAGAUGUUUGUUCCCAUGCGAAGGCCCUACUGCUGCUCCCUGAAAAGCAGACUGUGUGGUUCUUCCCACUGAUCUCCACAGACUCCCUCUUCUCUGACCCUGCAGCUUUUUGAUGUUGGAAGUUGUAAAAAAACAAUAUAGAAAACAUAACUUUCCUUCAGAAUUUAUUUUAGAUACUUCGUUUGGAAAUAGGCACUGAAAAUGAAGGUCCAGGAACAGUGAGGCCAGGGUGCCUUCACUGAAGGAGGUGUGUGCGUGUGUGCAUGUCCCGCCAGGGUAGGAGUAUCUUGCACAUGUAGGAAGUACCUCGCUGCUGUUAGGGGAACUUCAGGGGUGCAUUUUAAGUUGUUAAAUAUUAUUGACUUAUUUUUAGCUCAAAACAUAGCAAAACCAGGCCUUAUUUUUGUUGAUAGGUACCAUUUGUUUGUUAAUGUUUCACUAAUGGGAUUUCCUUUUUACCCUGUACAAGUGAGUCAAAGCACCUUUGGAUUACUCCUGUGUUGUACAAGCGUGCACUCUGGCUAGGUUAUUGAUGAGUUCUUUUAUGCCUAAUGCAUUUAAAAAGGCCUCCCUUCUUCAGCUCGUUGACUCACGGUCUCCAUGGUCUGUAGUUGGGAAGAACCUUGACCUUGCCAGAUACCCUCAUAGUACUCACAGAGGGCUAGCCUUGAAGGUCAUUCGCCUGGCCUUCAACCUCCUGACUUAGAGAUACAAUCACUCACAGGUCUCUUGGCCUCAAUCAGAACUACCGCCUGCUGCCUCCACCUUCCUGCAGGGCUCCUGUCUGGAUGAAACACCACAAAAGAGCAAAACAACCAAAACUGUUUGCUUCCCUGUGCACCUGAUGGUCCAGGGUGCCCAAAACUCACCCGACCCCAUGGACAAGGUGGGACAGCUGCUCCCACUUACCCUCAAGCUGCUGCCAUUCCUGUUGAAGCCCCCGUGCAUCCCACAGGCGCAGGCGAAGAUGCGGCUCCCUGCAAGAGCACUAGUGUGCUUCUCCAGACCCGGCGCCCGCAGCCCACCCUGGGGCUGCCUUUCUCUGGCUCAUCCUUAGCUUCUCAUACCCUGUGCAGGUAAUGCAACUGAUUUCUAUCUUAUGCAUCUUUUUCUUUCCCUGCCACCCUUUAUUUAUCAAGCAUAAUAUUACAAUCAAAGAACAGCAAAUAAGAACUUGUAGAAUCCCACCAGGACUUUGCCAGCAGUGAUGUUUGGAGAUAGCAAACGAAAUGCUCUGAAAAAUAUUGGCUACCAACAUAGUUCUGUUGGCACUGUAUUCGCAUGCAUGGACCCCACAUCCCCAGGUUGGAUUUUUGUUUUUUGUUUUUGUUUUUUGGGGGCUUUUUCAUGUCACAUCCAUAUCUGUAUUUAUAUCUCAUUUGUUUCACUUUCAAGUGUAUCAUGGCAAAUGUACAGACUUUUUUUGUUAAUAAUGUGCUAGGAUUUGCUAAAAAAGAAAACACAAAAAAAAAUCCUUUUGAGUUUGCCCUAGAAUAAAUGAAACAAUUCAU